Messenger RNA from Kluyveromyces lactis, 3666 nucleotides. RefSeq names its product DNA-directed RNA polymerase II subunit RPB2 (gene RPB2). The record is from RefSeq and is a predicted model, not a curated record. The coding region runs from base 1 to 3666 and encodes 1221 amino acids. Gene Ontology annotation, biological process: DNA-templated transcription. Gene Ontology annotation, cellular component: RNA polymerase II, core complex. NCBI's taxonomy places the organism in Eukaryota, Fungi, Ascomycota, Saccharomycetes, Saccharomycetales, Saccharomycetaceae. Gene Ontology annotation, molecular function: DNA-directed RNA polymerase activity; ribonucleoside binding; DNA binding. The transcript has a single exon.
AUGACUGAAUACUAUGAUGAAGAUCCAUAUGGGUACGAUGAGGAAGAAGCUGCUAUUUCAGCAGAAGAUUCGUGGACUGUUAUCUCCGCUUUCUUCAGAGAAAAAGGUUUAGUAUCUCAGCAGUUGGAUUCUUUUAACCAAUUCAUCAACUAUACGAUUCAGGAUCUUAUCUUGGAAGACAGUACCUUGAUUUUGGAACAAUUAGCACAGCAUACCACUGAAACGGACAACAUUUCCAGAAAGUAUGAAAUUUCAUUUGGUAAGAUUUAUUUGGCCAAACCAUCCAUGACUGAGUCAGAUGGUGUUUCUCAUGCGAUGUAUCCGCAGGAAGCCCGUCUCAGAAACUUGACUUACGCAUCAGGUUUAUUUGUGGAAAUUCAGAAGAGAACUUAUCAGGCUAUUGAUAUUCCAGGUCGUGAUUUGAAAUACGAAAUUAUCACUGAGGAAAGUGAAGAGAAUGAGGAAAAUAAUAAAAUUUUCAUCGGGAGAGUACCUAUCAUGUUGAGAUCGAAGUACUGUUUGUUGGACGAUUUGACAGAAUCUGAUUUGUAUCGUUUGAAGGAAUGUCCGUUCGACAUGGGUGGUUACUUUAUCAUUAACGGUUCAGAAAAGGUUUUGAUCGCUCAAGAACGUUCUGCAGGUAAUAUUGUCCAAGUGUUCAAGAAAUCUGCUCCUUCUCCAAUCUCACAUAUCGCAGAAAUUAGAUCUGCUCUAGAAAAGGGCUCUCGUUUUAUCAGUACACUUCAGGUCAAGUUGUAUGGUCGUGAAGGUUCCACCUCUCGUACCAUCAAGGCAACUUUACCGUAUAUCAAGCAAGAUAUUCCCAUUGUGAUUAUUUUCAGAGCAUUAGGUAUCAUUCCAGAUGGUGAAAUCUUAGAACAUAUCUGUUAUGAUGUCAACGAUUGGCAAAUGUUAGAAAUGUUGAAACCAUGUGUGGAGGAAGGGUUUGUUAUUCAGGAUAGAGAAACAGCUUUGGAUUUCAUUGGUCGUCGUGGUACAGCUUUGGGUAUCAAGAAGGAGAAAAGAAUCCAGUACGCCAAAGAUAUUUUACAAAAGGAAUUUUUACCUCAUAUUACCCAAUUGGAAGGUUUUGAAAGCAGAAAAGCUUUCUUCUUAGGUUAUAUGAUUAAUAGACUAUUGCUUUGUGCUUUAGACCGUAAGGAUCAAGAUGACCGUGACCACUUCGGUAAGAAAAGAUUGGAUUUGGCAGGACCUUUGUUAGCUCAAUUGUUCAAGACUUUGUUCAGAAAAUUAACAAGAGAUAUUCUACGUUUUAUGCAAAGAUCUGUUGAAGAAGCUAAAGACUUCAAUCUUAAAUUGGCUGUCAAGGCCACUACCAUUACCGCCGGUCUUAAGUAUGCUUUGGCUACUGGUAACUGGGGUGAACAAAAGAAGUCGAUGUCGUCUAGAGCUGGUGUUUCUCAAGUUUUAAACCGUUAUACUUAUUCGUCAACACUAUCUCAUCUUAGAAGAACAAAUACGCCAAUCGGCCGUGAUGGUAAGUUAGCCAAGCCUCGUCAAUUGCAUAAUACACAUUGGGGUUUGGUUUGUCCCGCAGAAACACCUGAAGGUCAAGCAUGUGGUCUUGUUAAGAACUUGUCCUUGAUGUCUUGUAUUUCUGUUGGUACUGAUCCCCUGCCAAUUAUCACCUUCUUGAAUGAAUGGGGUAUGGAACCGUUAGAAGAUUACAUACCUCAUCAAUCUCCAGAUGCUACAAGAGUUUUUGUUAACGGUGUCUGGCAUGGUAUUCACAGAAAUCCUGCUAAAUUGGUUGAUACCAUCAGAAAGCUUAGAAGAAAAGGUGAUAUUACCCCUGAAGUUUCUAUCGUUAGGGAUAUUCGUGAAAAGGAACUAAAGAUCUUCACAGAUGCUGGUAGAGUUUAUAGACCAUUAUUUAUUGUGGAUGAAAACCCAGAGACUGGUCGUAAGGAACUAAAGGUUAAAAAGGGACAUGUCAGAAAGUUAAUGUUAACUGAAUACCAAGAUAUUGAAGGUGGAUUCGACGACGAAGAAGAAAUGAACUAUACUUGGACAUCGUUGCUCAAUGAGGGCCUCGUCGAGUACAUCGAUGCUGAAGAAGAAGAAACUAUUCUAAUUGCUAUGCAACAUGAAGAUUUGGAUCCAGCUUUACUACCUGUGGCAGACUCUGAAGAUGAUCUGGAUCCAGCCAGACGUAUCAGAGCUAUACAUAAUUCAAACAUUUUCACACAUUGUGAAAUUCACCCUUCAAUGAUUCUUGGUGUAGCUGCUUCUGUUAUUCCUUUCCCUGACCAUAACCAAUCUCCUCGUAAUACUUACCAAUCAGCGAUGGGUAAACAAGCUAUGGGUGUUUUCCUAACGAAUUAUAAUGUCCGUAUGGAUACAAUGGCUAACAUUCUAUACUACCCUCAGAAACCCCUGGGUACCACAAGAGCAAUGGAAUAUUUGAAAUUCAGAGAAUUACCAGCCGGUCAAAAUGCCAUUGUUGCUAUCGCAUGCUAUUCAGGUUAUAAUCAGGAAGAUUCCAUGAUCAUGAAUCAAUCAUCAAUCGAUAGAGGUUUAUUCAGAUCCUUGUUCUUCAGAUCAUACAUGGAUCAAGAAAAGAGAAUUGGUAUGUCGAUCACAGAAUCGUUUGAAAAACCACACAGAACAAAUACACUAAGAAUGAAGCACGGUACUUACGACAAAUUGGACGACGAUGGUUUGAUUGCUCCCGGUGUCAGAGUGUCAGGUGACGAUAUGAUUAUUGGUAAAACAACACCAAUUCCACCUGAUGCUGAAGAAUUGGGUCAAAGAACCGCAUUCCACUCCAAGCGUGAUGCCUCUACGCCUCUAAGAUCUACUGAAAAUGGUAUUGUCGACCAAGUUUUGAUUACUACCAACCAGGAGGGUUUGAAAUUUGUUAAGGUUAGAGUUAGAACGACCAAAAUUCCUCAAAUCGGUGAUAAAUUUGCAUCCCGUCACGGUCAAAAGGGUACUAUUGGUAUUACAUACCGCACAGAAGAUAUGCCAUUCACAGCUGAAGGUGUUGUACCGGACUUAAUAAUCAAUCCUCAUGCCAUUCCAUCUCGUAUGACCGUCGCUCAUUUGAUUGAAUGUUUGUUAAGUAAGGUUGCCGCUCUAUCUGGUAAUGAAGGUGAUGCUUCCCCAUUUACAGAUAUUACAGUGGAUGGUAUAUCCAGGUUGCUACGUGAGCAUGGUUAUCAAUCUCGUGGGUUCGAAGUAAUGUAUAAUGGUCAUACCGGUAAAAAGUUGAUGGCACAAAUUUUCUUCGGCCCUACAUACUACCAAAGAUUAAGGCAUAUGGUGGAUGAUAAAAUUCACGCGAGAGCAAGAGGUCCGAUGCAAGUACUAACAAGACAACCCGUGGAAGGUAGAUCCAGAGACGGUGGUUUAAGAUUCGGUGAGAUGGAACGUGAUUGUAUGAUUGCUCACGGUGCCGCCGCCUUCUUGAAGGAAAGAUUAAUGGAAGCUUCGGAUGCAUUCAGAGUACACAUUUGCGGUAUCUGUGGGUUAAUGUCAGUUGUUGCAAAGUUGAAGCACAAUCAAUUUGAAUGUCGUUCAUGUAAAAACAAAAUUGACAUUUAUCAAGUGCACAUUCCUUAUGCAGCUAAGUUACUAUUCCAAGAAUUAAUGGCCAUGAAUAUUGCACCACGUCUUUACACUGACCGUUCAAAGGAUUUUUAA